This is a messenger RNA of Seminavis robusta, 2511 nucleotides long. The record is from the annotation of a GenBank genome assembly. Lineage: Eukaryota; Bacillariophyta; Bacillariophyceae; Naviculales; Naviculaceae.
AUGAAGAAGUCGUCUGACGAUCUUUCGUCGGAAGAAGGAAACACCCAAUCCAAUCCAGAAGAAGUGACUCCCUCCGACGAUGAAGAAAUCAACUUGCUGGCCGUUGUGGCUGCCAGGAUUGAAGCUCACAGAACUGAGGAAGAGAUGCCGUCCUUCUUAGUGAAUAAUCAGAGGAAUGUGGCCACGUCCGAUCUGGUGUCGGAGGAAGGCGACACCCAAUCCAAUCCAAAAGAAGUGACCCCCUCGGACGAUGAAGAAAUCAACAUGCUGGACGUUGUGGCUGCGAGGAUUGAAGCUCACAGAACAGAGGAAAAGAUCUCGUCCUUCUUAAUGAAUAAUCAAAAGACCACAUCCAUUACCAAUGCUGACGACACGACAAACACGAUGAUACAAGAAGGAAAAGGCCAGCAGCAAAAGGAAGUGCAUUCUGCACAGCAAGGCUCCCAUGGAACUUGCAGUGGCAUGAAUGAGGCUGACAUGCUAAGGAUUGAUCGAAAGCUACAGCAGGGAUAUCAUGGACCUGGUCAUGAUAUGAAUGAGGCUGACAUGCUAAGGUUUGAUCAGAAGCUACAACAAGGAUAUCAUGGAACUGACAAUGACAUGCGGAUGUUGGACCAGAAGCUACAACAAGGGCACCUUGCCAAUGUUAACCCAACCAGCCAACCAUCACAAAGUGAGGCCACCGAGAACCCACGAACCCCUCCUCAACCAACCAUUGAAGAAUCACAAGACCUUGCGGAACCAGGAGCUUAUGCCUUUGCACCAAUACAGCCUGACCACAAUGAUGCUGAGAUAAUUACGGAAGAAACCAGGCAGGACAUUGGCCCACCGCCACAGGAGCAGGACAACUCAGGUUUGGCAGUUGCAAGAGAGGUGCAGGACGAUCCAGAAGAUCCAAGAAGCCUGCCACAAGCAGAAGAGUAUAAUGAGAAUAGAGAGUCCCAGAAAAGGACCGCACAAACCAAAGAGUCAAAUAAGCGGAUUGUAUUGUUUCUUGGAUACGGCAUCUGUCUGGUUGUUCUCGUUGUGCUACUUGUGGUCCUGUUGGGGAAAACUGAUGACGGAAAUGAUGCUUUGCCAGCCAUCGAACCUGUCGAACCCAACAAAGAAGAUGCCCCUAUGGACUCUAGCAUGCCGCCCAGUGCAUCUCCUAUCUUUGAACAGCUCCUGAGCUACUUCCCAAACUACACUAUCUGGGCAUUGGAGGUCCCAGAGUCUCCACAAUCCAAAGCAUUGGAUUGGCUAUUGGAUGAUCCAGAUUUAAUGGAAUAUGUUGAUCUGGAAUGGAGGGUGAAGCAGCGGUUUGCCCUGGUGACACUGUUUCACUCUACUGAUGGCUUCAACUGGACAAACUCUGAUAACUGGCUGAGUUAUAGCCACCACGAGUGUUUCUGGUAUGCAAGUGGAUCCAUUCCCUUUCCUCUCCCUGGGUCAGGUGACAACCAUUUCAGAGGGGAGUAUCAGAAUCCAUGUCAUCUACAAAUCAUUGAUACAAGCGCAACUGACACUAUGGAGGCAAUGAACUUGAUUGAGGACCCAGCUGAAGGUUCCUACAAACAGCUAUGGUUUCACAUGAACAGCUUGGAAGGCCAGCUGCCAGAAGAAAUCUACUGGCUGACAAAUUUAGAGACAAUGAGUCUCUUCGCCAAUAUGCUUGAUGGGCCCAUAUCCUCGCAGAUUGGUCAGUUGCAGGAUUUGGAAGCAGCAAUCUUCAGCUUCACUGAUGUCACGGGGACUCUCCCCACUGAGAUUGGGAUGUUGAGUGACACUCUUGCCUUCUUUCUCAGUGAGAAAACUCAGCUGACUGGGGCACUUCCUACUGAGAUUGGUAUGCUUUCCAAAGUGGACACGUUAUUGUUGGAGGCAAAUGACUUCUCAGGCACCAUUCCAAUAGAACUGUUCCAACUCACCAAUCUUCAGAUGAUUUACUUGGGUAGCAGCAGCCUGACUGGGACUUUGGCAUCCGACAUUGGCUUGCUUCAAGACCUUGAGUGGGCUGUGCUUUGGCAUAGCCUCUUGACAGGUACAUUGCCGACGGAAUUGGGUCUUCUCAAUUUGACCUCCGAUUUCUAUUUGAAUACAAAUCUUUUUCAAGGACCAAUUCCUUCUGAACUCGGAAUGCUGAAUUCAAAUCUUCAGCAGUUUCGUCUCAAUGACAAUCAAUUGGACUCUUCCAUACCAACUGAACUUGGUUUGAUGUCAUCUGUGAUCUCAGUAGAGCUAUAUAACAACAGUCUUUCAGGCCUAGUUCCAUCUGAGAUUGCAGCCCUGCCCCACCUCACUCACUUCCUGGUACAGGAGAACAGACUCACGGGCACAAUUCCACAGGAGUUCGUCAGCUUUCUCGAGACCAAUGGUACCUCCACCUUGAAAGUAUUCAAUUUCAGCAAAAAUUUUCGUGAGGAACAAGACGAUUCUUGCUGGGUUAAUGAAACCUUCCAACAGACGCCGUCUCUUUGCCAUCCCUUCACCACCUUUGCAUAUUAUUGCCUUUGUAAGUGCCGCUGUUGA